AUGCUCGCGGGACUCCGCCUCGUCUCCGCGGCCCUCGCCGCGCUCGCCCUUUCUUUCGCCAUCGCCCCCGGUACCGCCGUCCACAUCCGCAACAAUGCGUCCCCCGUGACUGUGCCGUUCGCGCGGCGCGUCAAUGCGACCGGCAUUGCGAAGUUGCUGGAGGUAGACCGCGCGCGGGCGAAGUCGUUCAAGACGGGAACAAGAGCCGCGGCAACGCCGUUCCAGCAAAACGCUGCCGCUGACGUUCCGGUUACAAACCAGGCGGUCGACUAUGUCAUGACGGUCACUGUCGGGAACCCGGGGAAGAAUUUCAGCCUUCUCAUCGACACCGGGAGCUCGAACACCUGGGCGGGCUCCCGCCCGACAGAGAAUCCGUUCGUGCCGCUUUUGGGUUCCGCCAGUCUGCCGAUGAACCUCGUCGCUGUCGAGUACGGAUCCGGAUCGGUGAUGGGUAUCGAAGUGACGGAUACACUCACUUUCCCCUCCGGUCUCGUUAUCCAGAAACAGUCGAUGGGGGCCGCAUUAGUCUCCACCGGCUUCACUGCUGUGGAUGGCAUCAUCGGUUUCGGCCCGGUUGGUCUGACUUGUGGUACCCUCAUCCUCGGCUCGUCUUGCAUCCCCACCGUCACCGACAACGCCUUUAGUGAAGGAUCCAUUCCCGAGCGCAUGGUCGGCUUCUCCUUUGCGCCGACAUCGACGUUGGACAAUACAAACGGCGAGCUCACCAUCGGCGGUGUCGAUGACUCCAAGUUCACCGGCCCAUUGAACUUUGUACCGAUCACAUCCACUGCGCCUGCAAGUCAGUUCGUUGGGAUUGACCAGUCAAUCACCUUCGGGUCUCCGACCGGGCAGACUAUCCUCCCCAUGACGGCCGGAAUCACUGACACUGGAACGACGCUCUUGCUCAUUGCUAGCGAUGCGUUCGCGACGUACCAAAGCCUCACGGGGGGCGUCCUCGACCCUGCCACUGGACUGUUGACGAUCACCCCAGACCAGUUCGCGAACCUGCAGAGCGUGUUCUUCAACAUCGGCGAGAACUCGUUCGAAUUCACGCCCAACGCUCAAAUCUGGCCGCGCGCUCUGAACACCGCGAUCGGUGGUACCCCAGGAAACAUCUACCUCGUCAUCAACGACGUCGGCACCCCGACGGGCUCAGGCCUCGACUUUAUCGACGGCAUGACGUUCCUCGAGCGCUUCUACUACGUGUUCGACUCCGGGAACAACCGCGUCGGCCUCGCCGAAACCCAGCUCACACGCGCUGAAAUAAACUGA
Messenger RNA from Trametes versicolor FP-101664 SS1, 1272 nucleotides. Its product is annotated as family A1 protease. Lineage: Eukaryota; Fungi; Basidiomycota; Agaricomycetes; Polyporales; Polyporaceae. The record is from RefSeq and is a predicted model, not a curated record. Gene Ontology annotation, molecular function: aspartic-type endopeptidase activity. Gene Ontology annotation, biological process: proteolysis. The transcript is spliced from 11 exons. Bases 1 to 1272 code for a protein of 423 amino acids.